AACAGUGCAGGGGAGUGGAGAGACGCUGGGAGAGGACUCAAACACUCACACACAUACACUCACACGCAUACACUCACACACUCUCAUCAUACCCGCACACACACGCAACACACACUUGGAGGCAGAAGACGCACCAGAAGACGCACAAAGGUCACUGAUAAUCUGCGCUUCUUCUUUUUUUUUUCUCUCAACAGCAGGAGAAAGAAAAAAGUUUCCAGACAGAGAGGAAGAGGAGAGGAGAGGAGUGUCGCUCGAGUUUGAGCACGCAAAGACAAACAGGCGCUCCUGGAAAUAAUUCAAUUUUCUUGCCUUGAUUUGACAUUUUUCUUGAAAUUACGCGUCUUGUUGUCCUGCUGCGGGAUCUCUUCUUUUGCGGGCUUUUCUUUUUCUUUAUUUAUUUUUUUGCACAAAUUGACACCCCAGGCUUUGUGUUGAUAAACAGUCAAGUAGAAGGAGAAAAAGAAGAAGAAAAGCUGGACCAGGGCGGACCAAAGGGGGCCAAAAACUCACCAGGUAUGGCAGCGGUGUUGCCGAGAACCCUGGGUGAGCUGCAGCUCUACCGGAUCCUGCAGCGGGCGAACUUGCUCUACUAUUAUGAGGCCUUCAUCCAGCAGGGAGGCGACGACGUGCAGCAGCUGUGCGAGGCCGGGGAGGAGGAGUUCCUGGAGAUCAUGGCCCUCGUCGGCAUGGCCAGCAAGCCGCUGCACGUGCGCCGCCUGCAGAAGGCACUGCGGGACUGGGUCACCAACCCGGCCAUCUUCAACCAGCCGCUCACAUCGCUGCCCGUCUGCAGCAUCCCUGUCUAUAAGCUGCCCGAGGGCUCGCCUACACUGCUCAGUGGACAGGACAGAGCCAACACGGCCAGUGUCAAGAUGCCCAAAGCAGUCGCCGCUGCCUGCUCUGAUCCAGGGAAGUUGGAUGUGGCACGGGACAAAGUGUCAGCCGGGUCACCUCUGCAGGGCAGCAGCGAGGCUCGAUUCUGGUCGGGCCACAGCAACGACAGCGAGCACAGCCUGUCGCCAUCAGACCUCGGCUCCCCGUCCUCGCCAAGAGACGCUUUAGAGGCUCUGGAUGCCGCGGCUGUCCAGUCAGUCCUGGAGUGUGUGGACAGGAUGGCACCAGGACUUCCUAAGACAGACCUAGCCGAGGUCAAAGAGCAGCUAAAGAACAACAAGAAACUGGCAAAGAUGAUCGGACACAUCUUUGAAAUGAGCGACGACGACCCACGGAGAGAAGAGGAGAUUCGUAAAUACAGCGCCAUCUAUGGACGCUUUGACUCCAAGAGGAGGGACGGCAAACACCUGACGCUGCACGAGCUGACGGUGAACGAGGCGGCGGCUCAGCUCUGUAUGAGGGACAUGGCACUGCUGACACGUCGAGACGAGCUGUUCGGACUCGCCCGCCAGAUUUCCAGAGAGGUCACCUACAAAUACACGUACCGCACCAGCAAGUCUCGCUGUGGAGACAGAGACGAGCCAUCCCCUAAAAGGAUUAAAACAGAGGAGAACUUCUUUGACAUCCAGGAGGCGCUGCAGGCGAUCCACAUGAGGCAGGAGAUGCUGAGGGAGCAGCUGGCCUGCGCCAAGUCGAAAGGAGAAGAAACAGUCGGACGAAAUCUGCAGAUGCAGCUGGAGCGUCUGCUUGCCCGGCAGAUGGAGAUCCUGCAGGACGCCGCUGUCCAGGAGCGACUCCAGGCUCUGGACUGGAGGAUCCCCCCCGCCGCCUUAAAGUACCUCAAUGAUGCCCAGAACACCAACGGAGCUGCCGCCGACGCCAGCAGAGAUAACCAAGAUGAGCGACCAAUCAACUUGCGGGUAGUCAGUCAGAACAUGCAGGAAGGAGACCUCCCAUUGGGGAAGCAGCUAGCCAAUGAACUGAAGCGCCAUCACAACCACAACAACAACAACAACAACAACAACAACAACCACACAGACGAGACCAAAACACCAGCAACAGAAAAUGGGACGUCGCAGCGAGCGUCCAGCAACACAGAGAAGAAGACCAUCAAGUCAGAGCCGGAAGACUCCACAUAGUGCCUCCCGCCUCGCCAUACGACCCCACGCUCCCUCCACCCUUUGUACCCACCCUCAGUUCAUUCUACUCACACUUGACAGUAUGCAGUUAUUACCCAUCAAUAGAUACUAAGCAAGCACAGCCACAGUAGAGCCUUAACAACCAAUGUUGCCUCAUGAAUAGCAUUUAUUUUUCUUUGAUUUUGUCUUUUUGUUUUUUUGUUUAUUUUUGUUAAAAAAGGUAUUUGCCAAAGCACCUAGAGAGCAUGUCGAGAAGCCCUUCCGUGCUCUACAGGUCUUUGUCUGUUGAUUAAUUGUACACGUUAGAUGUACAUGUAAUUUAAGAGUGAUCUGUUGCAGACAUUUGUAUACUCUUUACCUCUGCCUGGGUGGUAUUUUUGUUGCUUUCUUUGGACAGCCAGGUUGCAGGCUGUGAUGCCGGGGCUGAGUCUUAACUCAAAUGUUGAUUCAGUGAUGAGACUAAAGCAGAAAUGUUGGCUGUGGUGGGUUCAGCAUCUUGGAAACACUUUACAUGACUAUCACAUACCCAAUGUUCUCCGUACCUUAAAACUGAAGCUGCAGAUGCUGCUAAUAUUCAAAAUAUAUAUAUAUAGGGGAGGAGAAAGCCCCCACUUUGGUCCAAACUGAAAUAUAUAAAUAUUAGAUGCUUUUGAUGAUCCUCUGAUUUGAUUUAGCACUACCUGCAGGUCAGAGUGAAAUAUUUUGACAUCUACAUCAUGAAGUCAAAAGUUAAGUGUCUUAUACUUUAUAGUACCUAUAAAACCAAUUACAUCAGCCACAAUAUGUGUGGUUAAUUAACAGUUGUUAGCUAAGCUCAAAAAACCAUGGCAUACACUACUUGUUAAACAUUUAACAUGAAUUUAGCAUGGCUGUAGACUUCGAGCCUUAUUAUUUUUAGGACUGAAACAUCUCUUAGGCAAGGUCACCAAAUCACUCUUACCCUAAUACUAAUAGGUCAUGUUAAAGGCAUCCGUAAUUAUUUUUUAAGGUGGCCAUAUGACCAUUAUCUUCAACUCUACAUACAAAUAUAAGAUAUAUUGGUAGACAUGCAAAGUGUAUGAGACUCAUGGCUAGGAACAUAAUUGCCUGUAGGCUGCGAUGGCUGAUAUCCAAAAAUCAAUUUUCAUAUGUAUACAAGGCAACUGGAACUCACGGCUACAACAAGAUCGUAAAACUUACCAGCAAAAGCCAAAGAUUUAGCAGCAUUUGGCUGGUGGCUUAUUGUCAUUUCCCCUGGCCGUCAUCCCAGGUCUUCUGAGCCUCCGCCAUUCUCCCAAAUCUGACAUAAAGGUGUCUGCAUUUGUACUGUAGCUCAAAACAAAGGUGAAAAAGUACUGUAGGGAGAUGAAGUUAGGAUUCAGCCCCUGUUGCAGGUUUUUUUUGUUGUUGUUGUUUACUUCAAAAUGGGAAAACAUGAGAAGUGGGAUUAAUCCUUCCUUCCUUCCUCACUCUUGUCUUGUGUAUAUUUAUGGGAGGUAAUAUAAGAAGAGGAUGUAUAGGAGCUGUUGUGGAAUAACAGCAGGGGACCUCUGUCAUUUGUCUUGGCAGGAUGGCUCGGCUGGCAUGCCGGAGGCCGAGCUAAUUGGUUCAUUUCACUUUGUAAUUUAGCAAAACACUGCUGUUGAACCGAAACCACGCAUCUGCAAAAACAGGGAGUAUUUCAGGAAUAAAGCCUGUGUAUUUUUUAUAAAUGACCCAACGAGCUUACAGCAGGCCCCACAGGUCGUAAAAAAUCCACCCAACGUGAACUUUAAACUGAAGACGGGCUCACAUAUUUAAGAUUGCAGGUAUGUGGUUAUUUCGAGAACAGCAGCAAAAAGCAAAAUACCUGUUUAUUGCUGUUCAUCGUGGAGCAGCAGCCUGGUGUCUGUAAAUAGUACCGAGAUAACAAAUAGUGCUAGCCUAAUCUCUCAACCAGGGUUUUCCUUUGUCAAGUGUAACUUUGCUGUAGAUUUUUGGUGUCAAUACAGUGUUUAUGUAUGUAGAGCAAAAACAAAAAAUGAAAACUUAAGUGUCAUUGAGGAUAAAAUACAACAGUGUGAAAGUGUCUGGUAUAUAAAAAAACAUGCUUUACAUGAUGAUAAUGUUGAUUAGCCUUAGCUCUUAACAGUGUUUAAUCCACCUGUGAUGACCAUCAGUGCAUAUUUCAAAGUUUUUGCUGUUUAGAGGUAAAAUACAUAACAAAUAAGUGUUCACUGUGUUUUUAUGUGUUCGCCACACUGUGUAAAUACGUCUGUUUGGUCCAAAACGAUAAUAACGUCCAGACAAUUUGGUCUUACUCUCCUUUUCCCCACCGACUCUCUACAGAUAGUUUAGUCUCACUCAGCGUAUUGACAGACCAAUGCAAUAUUUAUGUAAGUAAUAAGUCUAUUUGCAUACUAUGUGGAUCCAUUUUGUUAUGUGCUCAGUAACUGUACGUCUGUCAUGAACUUCAGGGUGGGAAUUCACCUAAAACUUUGGGAAAUGUUUGUGUUGUCUCACUUUUAGUGCGCACUGCACUGUAUUUGUAUUUAAAGACAUUGUGUUCUUCUUCACGAAAUUCCCAUGAGGUUGUUUUGUUUCAAGCAAGAAACUAGCGAGGAUUUGAAGUCAUGAUCUGUUGUUAAAAAAAAAAUCUAGUUUGCUAAAGCUAAACUAGCUAGUGAAUUCUGGGAGAUGAAGCCAUCGUGGUUCGGGAGACAAAAACCCGGUUUGUUUCCAACCCGAUCGGCUCAAACACUGGUCAAGUUAGCGUGACUGUUGUACGAUGUUUCAGAGAAUAGCGCAUGUCUGACCUGCCGUCUCACUGAUCACUGUUCUCCUCACUGUUUAUUGUAAAGUGAUAGAUUAGGCUUCACCUAGUUAUGCACCUGUUUUUUAAACACUAAUAUAUUUUAUUUGUUAUACAGCACAUAAACAUUAAACUUUAUUUUUUUGAACUCUA
Messenger RNA from Larimichthys crocea (large yellow croaker), 4956 nucleotides. Its product is annotated as NGFI-A-binding protein 1. The record is from RefSeq and is a predicted model, not a curated record. Gene Ontology annotation, biological process: negative regulation of DNA-templated transcription. Gene Ontology annotation, molecular function: transcription coregulator activity; transcription factor binding. Lineage: Eukaryota; Metazoa; Chordata; Actinopteri; Sciaenidae. Gene Ontology annotation, cellular component: nucleus. Bases 516 to 2033 code for a protein of 505 amino acids. The transcript is spliced from 8 exons.